Messenger RNA from Lachancea dasiensis, 1749 nucleotides. The record is from the annotation of a GenBank genome assembly. NCBI's taxonomy places the organism in Eukaryota, Fungi, Ascomycota, Saccharomycetes, Saccharomycetales, Saccharomycetaceae.
AUGAAUACCAAUACAAAGAGACUUUCUGCCAUGAUAGAUUCAUUCCAUGACGCAAAAAGCGACGAGAUUCUUUAUCGGCAAAAUUCGGCUUCUAAUACACCAGUGAAGAGAAACUUGGCCAGCGGCUCAUCCUCUUCCCCGGAUACAUUGUCAAGGCCACCAUUCAUUCAGAAUUAUGGUGCAUCUGAUAAAAUACUUGCAAGUCCAAAGCACAAGUAUGGCAGUCCUGGCAACCGCGAGAGUAUGAUUUCAGAUUACUCGGCCAGUAUUCACGAGGGGGUUCCUGUAUAUAUGGGAAAUAAAUCAGAAAACGCUGUUAAGGAGCCACCGGUGAUUUACUCGUCCGUUCAAUUCCCAGUAUCAGAAGAGACUGUGGGAAAAACUGCCCGGACCAAUGUUGGAAAUCAAGCGAUCUACGAACAUGGUAAACAUGGUCUGAUAUCUACUCCAGCCGAUCGCAGGGGUGGGAAUCGCAACGCAAAACAACCCAACUCGCUUACUCUCAAGCUAUCUGAGUCCCAGGGUUCCCAACACAACAAAAACUCUUCAAUAGGGUCUGGAAACUUGGCAAGUGAAAGCGGCCAUUCGCAUAAUCUUUCAGCCCUGAGCGGAAAUGAUAAUAAGUUUCACAAGGCAACACCCUCAGAAAAUAUUGACCACGAAAUUCUAAAAGCAGCACCAACUUCAAAUGCCAGCACUGCGAGCCCUCAGCAAGAACAUAGUUCUCUCCAGCCUUCGCCCCAGCGGUCAUUCACGGCAAAGUCAAGCCAGAGCUUGGCCAGGAAUGACAGCGACGCCCGAUCCUUGGCAUCCAGCAUUGUACCAGCUCUACGUACAGAUAUACCGACGGAUCCUACCCAUGUCAAAUUUCCAGACAGAUCCUCGACCUCAACCUACAACCCGUCCAUCCCCCCCAGGAGUCGCAACAGACCCAAAUCACAUCUUUUUAUUAAAGAUGGGCUAGAGGAUAUUCAGAAACAGUUACAGGAACAAAUGAGUCUUGAGAGCUCUCAAAGCGUGUCUCGUGCGAGUACCAACAAAUCUAGCAGUUACUUUUCAGCAGCAGACCAAGCAAAUCUUUAUGACGACGAUGAUGACGAAGACAACUUUGGGCAACCGGAUGAGGACAGCUACCUUCAUAGACCUCUACCGACUGUACCCACUGAUAAUCUGGAGCACCGCAAGCGAGAAUCUCUCAGCCGUAAUGAUACCCUCAUAUUGUCCCCCGUUUCUCAAGAAGAUUCGUCAAUACCACCACGUAUGCCCAGUUUGCCUGCAUCUCUACUGAGAGCCAAUAAAGAGUUGAAUCCGGAUGCCAACAGCACUGGAGCAGAUACCCGGCUUAUCAAUGAUAAUGAUGACGAAUACGAAGAUAUUUUGGACGAGCCCCAAGGCGAAUCAGAGACUGGUAGCCACAUUUCCAACACAAAACCAAAAGGAGCUAAGUCUGGUGCCGCCAAAGCGCGGCAUGGAGCUAGUGGUACCAAACGUACCUCCAAUAAAAAUCGAAAACAAGAACUGCGUUCUUUCGAUAUCGACACCAUUUCUCAAAUGCUCAAUGUUACCAAAGGAACACUAAUAGGGUCAGAGUUUGCAAAUCUGGGAAUGAAAACGGAGGAAAAAAGAGCCUUAGAAAGGCUUGUCGAUUCGCUCUCCAGGCUGACUGCUGAUAUGGUCCUAGAUCCCGAGCGUUUCCAAGAAGGAAUGAAAAGGCUGGAUAAGGCCACUAGAGCGCUUGAAGGAUUUUAG